AUGGGUUUCCGCACGGGACGGGUUUCGGAUCGCAACGGGUUUUGGGCAGACACGAGUUUCCGCACGAGAUGGGUUUCGGAUCGCAACGGGUUUUGGGCCGAGACGAGUUUCCGCAAGGGACGUGUUUCGGGUUGGGACGGUUUCGUUUCGGUUCGGUUUAUUCAGUUUCGUUUUGGUUCGGUUUCGAGUGACGAGGAAAGAAUAACCAAAGUUGCUACAAAUCACUUGAUUAGGUUGUGGUCAUUUGAAAUUCUGAAUCGGAGAUUAGGGUUCAGUACUUUAAUAUACCAUCGCGCAAUCUCAAUUGAUCAGGAUAAUCGAUUCAAUCAAGCAGGCUACAGGGGAGGGGCAAUCAGACUCUGCCACACCGCCAACUCGACACCGUAUCACGGUUCUGCUAAACUACUUGCUGAAACAUUCUAUUUGUUUAUCCAACUCAAGUCCCAGACACAGCUGCCUUCACGCAUUGCGUACCGCCACUAUGGUUUCUGGUACGUUCACUGCGUAAUUAUUGAGCAAAACCCCUUAAACUGCUGCAGUUGCAAUGAUGGAGAAGAAAAUGGACAUGCCAUUAGGCACAUGCUUUUUUGCGACUUGCGUCUAGGCCCCAGGCAAAGCCUAUGCACCUUGAGUGCGCCUAGCGCCUUUUCCUAUGUGAUUCGUCGAUUUGUUUGUUUUGAAGUCACGAGAUUUCGAGGUGAUGGCAACAUGUAAUAAACCAAUUCAGAAAACUGGAGGCAAAAAACACCGAAUCCUUUGGUUGAAGAGCUUAAGCUGAUGUCAAAGAAGUGAUUUUGCCUUUUAUUAAUUGCUCUUACAUCUUUGAUAAGUAUGGUUACGCGAUCUAUUUAAAUUAACAAUAAAUAUUAAUUUCAGGUUGAAUGCAGUGAGUUGGCUGAUGUGGCAAUACUAAGCGCAAGGAAUGACCAUAAAGUGUGAUAUAUGAUUACUAAGAAAGAUUUAACACAAGAAUCAUUUUACUUGCAGGAAGAUU
Messenger RNA from Helianthus annuus (common sunflower), 994 nucleotides. RefSeq lists its product as uncharacterized. The coding region runs from base 1 to 714 and encodes 237 amino acids. Lineage: Eukaryota; Viridiplantae; Streptophyta; Magnoliopsida; Asterales; Asteraceae. The record is from RefSeq and is a predicted model, not a curated record. The transcript has 6 exons.